UAAUCCUCAUACAUAAACCAAUAUAAUCAAUCUAUCAUUCUGGAACGUUCCAAUUUUGGAAAAUGAAAUCAAGCCCGGUCCAGAAUGAUAAUUUUUUAUUAUGAUAAUUGAACAGUUAAAAGUUGAUUCCAGAAUAGGCCACAGUUAUAAAUGUUUUUUAGGUUUGGAUUCAACAUCCAACUUACACCGUUCCUGUAUUUCCAGAAUGUAUAGUCUAUGUGUAUUUAUAAAUUUAUUUCAACAACAAUAGGAACGAAUGGUGGACAAGAGACUGACGAAAACCAAUCAAUCAAAAAAGGGGAAAUCUCUUUCUAGGAAAAAAGGACAAAAUGAAACCGAUGAUUUGAUGCAGGAAAGUAACCCUUCUCCCACUUCCCUGGAUGAUGGUAAUUUCUGUGGUUUUGUGUCCCUGGAUGGCGAGGAGGUUUUCGACGACAGCGUUUUCGACGACGACGACGAAAGAUAAAUUGGUGAUCGACGACCCAGUAUCGAAGGAGUCUGAUCGAAAUAGAAUAGCGAUUCUCGAAAAGGAACUUGAAGAAUUGAAAAGAGAAAAUGCCGCUCUUAAACAACAACUUAAAGAAAAUGAUCAUACUGAACACGAAAGGGACGAGGCUGAAUAUCCGGAAAGUGCCAACGAAGAGAGUGACACAGAUGAUGAAAAUGCAACUGAAGCUGAAAAAAGCGAUGAAGAUGAAGAAAGAGAUGAAGAUGGAGUAGUAGAAAAAGUUACUAAAUUGGAAGAACUGAAAAGAAGGAUUUCUAUUAUGAAAACCAACAAACAAGGGUACUAUUCAAACAAGGAUGCGUUUCCCAUAAAAAAAGGUCUGAUAAAGAGGAUGAAGGCGCAGUACCCUCAAGAUCCAGCGGGCUUUGCUCUCAAGUUGGUUGGAGAAUUGUAUUCUCGGGAGUUUUUGGAGCUCCAUAAAAAAACCAAUACGAAUGCGAAGGUUGGGUGCGAUUCGAAAAUCCCAAUUAGGGUAUAGGAGCUAUCCUGCAUUCGAAAUAAGUUAUUUAUUCUGUUGGAAAUAAAAUAUAAUAAUUAUGAGUGCUUUUUAGAUACCAUAACUGAGAUGUAUGGUGCUCUAGAUUCGAAGACGAAAUCAGCAGUCGAGAUGAAAAUCAGCCAAAAAUUCAACAUUAAAUCGAAGGACAGCGUUGCUUGGCUGAAAAAAUUCAACGAAUUGCAAAAAAAAAAUAGAUCAUGAAGUCGAUAAAACCAAUUGAUUUUUUAUUACGAAUUUUUUGUCG
Daphnia magna is the source of this 1251-nucleotide messenger RNA. RefSeq lists its product as uncharacterized. The transcript has 6 exons. The record is from RefSeq and is a predicted model, not a curated record. Lineage: Eukaryota; Metazoa; Arthropoda; Branchiopoda; Diplostraca; Daphniidae. The coding region runs from base 381 to 986 and encodes 201 amino acids.